This is a messenger RNA of Budorcas taxicolor (takin), 4395 nucleotides long. RefSeq lists its product as uncharacterized. Gene Ontology annotation, molecular function: zinc ion binding; nucleic acid binding; RNA-DNA hybrid ribonuclease activity. Gene Ontology annotation, biological process: virion assembly; proteolysis. The record is from RefSeq and is a predicted model, not a curated record. Lineage: Eukaryota; Metazoa; Chordata; Mammalia; Artiodactyla; Bovidae.
AUGGGGCAAGCGACUUCUACUCCUUUGUCCCUUAUGACUGACCACUUUUCUGAUUUUAAGUCUAGAGCACGGAAUCUAUCAGUGUUGGUGAAGAACAAACUAAUGACUUUUUGUUCCAUCGAGUGGCCUGCCUUUAAUGUUGGCUGGCCACGAGACAGAACCUUCUGCCUACCAAUUAUUCGAGCAGUUAGAGAGAAUAUGUUCGCUCCUAGCCCUUCUGGACACCCAGACCAAACACCCUAUAUUUUGGUCUGGCAAGAUUUGGUGGAAAAUCCGCCGGCCUGGCUGAAACAUUUUAUUCCCCAGCCCUUUACUUCCCCUUCCCCCACUUCGUCCAUCCCACAGGUACUUGUUGUGGAAACAUCCAAAGAGGAAGAGCACAAACAGUGCAACGGCCGGGUGAAGCCAGUAUUCCAGGAAUCCUCACUCUAUCCUAACCUAAUUGACCUGGAAACUGAUCUCUCCCCACCCCCCUAUGCGCAUCCACCUUUGCCCCCUCAGGUACCUCAGAUUUCGUCUGGAGGAACACGAAAGGAUACCGAACCCUCAGCCCCAACCCAGGAGGGGGACCCCGCCCAGGGAACUCGAGGAAGAACUAGGGGAGCCCUAAAUGUGGCAGACGAGGACAGCCCGGAAGCUCCCACCUCCACAUUCCGGGCACUUCCUGUUUGGGCAGGGCCAGCCCGCCCGGCCGGGGAGCAAACAUACCAAUACUGGCCCUUUUCUGCUAGUGAUCUAUGUAAUUGGAAAACUCAAACUCCUUCGAUCUCGGAAAAGCCUCAGGGCCUCAUUGACCUUUUAGAAUCCAUUCUCUUCACCCAUAACCCCACUUGGGAUGAUUGUCAGCAGCUGUUACAAGUACUCUUCACCACAGAGGAACGCGAACGGAUAUUGUCAGAAGCACGGAAAAAUGUUCCAGGGGUGGAUGGGAGACCUACCACGCAACCGAAUCUGAUUGAUGAGGGAUUCCCCUUGACGUGGCCCGGAUGGGACUUUGAGCACGCUGAUGGUAGGGAGCGUCUCUGAAUGUAUCGCCAGACUCUUAUGGCUGGUCUCCGAGCAGCCGCCAGGAGACCAACGAAUUUGGCUAAGGUAAAUCUGGUUAGACAGGAGCCGAAUGAGAGCCUGGCAGCCUUCCUUGAGAGAUUAAUGGAAGCUUUUAGGCAAUAUACCCCCAUGGACCCACAGGCCGACGAAUCACGCGUGGCAGUUAUGCUAGCAUUUGUGAAUCAAGCAGCCCCAGAUAUCAGGAGGAAACUGCAGAAAAUAGAGAGGUUAGGGGAACAAUCCAUACAAGACCUGGUGAGGGCAGCAGAGAGGGUUUUUAACCAUAGGAAAACUCCAAAAGAAAGGGAAGAACGUGUUAGACGGGAAGAGAGAGAGUUCAGGGCCGAGGAAAACCGCAGAAAUCAGAAAGAAUUAGCCCAGAUAUUCUUUGCAGGGGUGAGACAGGGAGCUGAUUCUCGAGGGACUAAUGAAGUUAGGCUGAGAGACGAAGAAAAGCUAGUCGGACAGAGACUAAACAAAGACCAAUGUGCACAUUGCCAGGAGUGAGGACAUUGGAGAAGAGAAUGCCCUAAAAGAAAUUCCCAUGGGGCCCACGUCUUAUAUGCAGGAAACGAUAGCGAUUAGGGGGGUCAAGGCCCGGCCCCCCUCCCCGAGUCCUGGGUAACUAUACAUGUGGAGGGGAAACCAAUCUGCUUCAUGGUGGACAUGGGAGCCCAAUACUCAGUCCUUAACCGAAAAGAUGGACCAAUGUCCAAAAAGACCAGCUGGGUACAGGGGGCCACCAGAACUAAACGAUAUGGAUGGACUACUAAGCGUCAGGUGGACUUGGGGGCCCAACCAGUGUCCCACUCAUUUCUCGUGAUACCAGAAUGCCCAGCUCCCUUACUAGGAAGGGAUUUAUUAUCUAAGGUCAAUGUUCAGAUUCAUUUUGACCACGGAGGGAUAUCAGUUAUGGAUGGGACCGGAUACCCUAUACAAGUUCUGUCCUUGGCGCUGAGGGAUGAAUAUAGACUAUACCAGCCGGGGCCUCCCAUGGCUAUUGACCCUAAUGUGCAACCUUGGGUCCAAAAAUACCCUCUGGCCUGGGCAAAAACAGUGGGGGUAGGGCUAGCCAAGCAGAGACCCCCCCAUAUUGUUGAACUGAAAGCAGAUGCCACCCCUAUACAGGUAAAACAGUACCCCCUGAGUCCGGAGGCCCAAUGAGGAAUCAUGCCACAUAUCCAGCGGCUCUUGAAGGUAGGGAUUCUCAAAAGGUAUCAAUCUUCGUGGAACACUCCCCUGUUACCAGUGAAAAAGCCUGGGGGAAUGGACUUUAGACCGGUCCAGGAUCUUUGUGAAGUCAACAAACGGGUGAAUGACAUUCAUCCCUCUGUCCCUAACCUGUACACCCUCUUGAAUGGCCUGCCACCAGACUAUGUCUGGUAUACAGUCCUAGACUUGAAGGAUGCUUUUUUCAGUUUGCCGCUGGCCCAUUCGAGCCAAGAGAUCUUCGCUUUCGAAUGGACCAAGGAGGGCAGCCAGACUACAGGACAACUAACCUGGACUCACCUCCCUCAAGGUUAGAACUCACCAACGCUAUUUAAUGAGGCUCUGGGUGAAGACCUUUGUGAGUACCGGGCUAACCACCCCAACGUUGUCUUGUUGCAGUAUGUGGAUGAUCUUAUAUUAGCCGCUGCUACUGAGGAGGCAUGCCUAGAGGUGACGGGCGACCUCCUCCAAACUUUGGGGACAUUGGGCUACCAGGCUAGUGCAAAGAAGGCCCAAACUGCUAAACAGGAGGUCACCUACUUAGGAUAUAAGAUAAAGCAGGGGUGGAGAUGGCUGACACAGGCUAUGAAAGAGACCAUUUUGCAGAUCCCUGAGCCAGCAACUCCUCGUCAAGUGAGAGAAUUUCCUGGGACUGUUGGGUAUUGCAGGCUAUGGAUUUUGGGGUUUGCGGAAAAGGCCUGGCCAUUGUAUGAAGGGAGUAGGGAGAGUAAAAACGGGACUUGGACUGAGCCAAUGAGACAGGCAUUUCAAGAACUUCGGCAGGCGUUGCUGAAAGCCCCGGCCCUUGCCCUCCCUAACCCAUCUAAGCCCUUUCAACUGUUUAUGGAUGAAAAACAGGGAGUAGGAAAGGGAAUCUUGAUGCAGCAAUGGGGGCCUUGGAGGCAACCUGUAGCCUACCUUUCUAAAAGACUGGACCCGGUGGCCACGGGGUGGCCACCCUGCCUGCGAAUCAUCGCAGCCACUGCUCUCCUGGUCCAUGAUGCCGACAAGUUAACAUAUGGACAACAGAUCCUGGUCUACACUCCCCAUGCCAUUGAAGGGAUUCUCAAACAGCCACCGGAUAAAUGGAUCUCCAAUGCCUGCUUAACCCAUUACCAGGCCUUACUGCUGGAUACCCCCCAGAUACACUUUCAGACGCCCUGCUUCCUGAACCCGGCCACUCUCCUGCCCGUCCCGGAGAAAGACAGCCCCCUCCACGAAUAUGGUGAGAUAUUGGCUGAUGUGACGGCCAUACGAAAAGACCUAAAAGAUGUGCCCUUAAAAGACAAUGAACUGGUAUGGUUUAUAGACGGAAGUAGUUUUGUAAACGAUGGACAAAGAAAGGCAGGGGCAACCAUUGCGGAUGACUCUGGAAGGGUCAUCUGGGCUGAAGCUCUGCCCCCUGGGACACCCGCCCAAAAAGCGCAAUUAAUAGCCUUGACACAGGCACUAGAGACGGCAGAAGGAAAAAGGAUCACCAUUUAUACCGAUAGCUGGUAUGCAUUUGGAACAGUGCAUAUUCAGGGCCCAAUUUAUAGAGAGUGGGGGUUUACGACAGCAGAGGGAAAAGAAGUUAAAAACCUACUCGACAUCCUCAGACUCCUAGCAGCAGUGCACCGGCCCCGAGCAAUGUCCAUAGUACAUGUCCCAGGACACCAAAAAGGAGAAGAUAAAAGCUCGGGCAACGAGGCUGCCGAUGUGGCGGCCCGGGAAGCAGCCCUUGGAGACUGCAAAACCCCCAUAUUGACUGUGGGAUUGCCACCCCUGGGAAAGGGAACCCUGCCCCCGACCCCCGAGUAUUCCUCUUCCGAUCUAAGUUGGAUUCAAGAGAAUGCUAACUGUCCGGAGGGCAAAGACGGAUGGUAUCGAGACCAAAAUGGCAAGUUGUUGCUUCCGGCUAACUUGGGUCGACACCUUUGCACGCACCUAUAUCAGACCAUCCAUCUGGGAGAAAAAAAGACUCUAGCACUCUUGCAGACAGCGCAUCUGCAGUUUCCCCGACAAAAGGCAACUAUACAAGACAUAGUCCAUGCCUGUAAGGCGUGCCAGAUGAUGAGACCAGGAAAAAGACAACAUACGGGUAUAAGGUACUGGGGAGAAAGGCCAAGACAACACUGGGAAAUAGAUUUGAUAGAGUAA